This is a messenger RNA of Pararge aegeria (speckled wood butterfly), 2569 nucleotides long. Its product is annotated as sulfotransferase 1A2-like. Gene Ontology annotation, cellular component: cytoplasm. The transcript is spliced from 12 exons. Lineage: Eukaryota; Metazoa; Arthropoda; Insecta; Lepidoptera; Nymphalidae. Gene Ontology annotation, molecular function: sulfotransferase activity. Bases 1 to 1626 code for a protein of 541 amino acids. Gene Ontology annotation, biological process: sulfation. The record is from RefSeq and is a predicted model, not a curated record.
AUGCCUUCGCCGAGAUUCAUCAAAAGCCAUCUACCACUAUCACUUCUCCCGCCGUCACUACUGGAUAAGACAAAGGUGGUAUACGUGGCGCGUGAUCCUAGAGACGUCGCGGUUUCUUACUAUUAUCAUGACAAGUUGUUGAAUUUAACGAAACCUGAAAAUGAUUUUAAGCAUUAUUGGAAGUAUUUCGUUUCAGAUAACAUUUCAUUUGGACCAUAUUUCGAACAUGUGCUAGAAGCUUGGAAGAAGCGGAAUCAUCCGAAUAUGUUAUUCUUAUUUUAUGAAGAAAUAACUAAGGACUUACCUAGGUCCAUACAACGUGUGGCAAAUUUUUUCGGCAAAACAAUCUCAGACGACCAAGUAAACAAACUUGCCGAUCAUAUGGAUUUUGAUAACUUCAAGAAGAACAAAUCUGUUAAUAAGGAAUCCUUGCAGGAUAUUGGUAUAUUCAGGAGUGAUGGAGCUUUUAUAAGAAAAGGUAAAUCAGGCGGGUGGCGAGAUUAUUUCGACGCAGUGAUGUCGGCGCAGGCGGACGAGUGGAUCGCGAAAAAUUUGCAAGGCACUGACUUCCGUUUUCCACAUUUAACCAUGGAGAAACUCAACAAUAGUUAUCCUCUAGAGAUUAAUGACGUGGAACCCGAAGUAGCAGAUAUGCUCAUGAAAUAUUUCACAGGAGAGCACACUGGCUUCGUCCGCGUUGGUAAGAAGGGCUAUUUCCUGCCACACAAGUUCAAACAGGAGGCGUGGAAUAUAUACAGUAUGGAAAUACGGCCAACUGAUGUUUUUGUCGCUAGCUAUCCACGAUCAGGAACAACUUGGACACAAGAACUAGUUUGGAUGGUGGUGAAUGACUUAGAUUACGAGAGAUCUAAUUCCAUUCCUCUCACAGAGAGAUAUCCAUUUUUAGAAUUUUCGGUAUACGUCCACCCCGUAAUGAUGGAGCGGUUCCGCGAAGAGAACAAAGAUAGUGAAAGGAAACUGAAACUCCUUGAGUACGUAAGCCAACCGGGCACAGAGCAGCUGGUAGACGCGCCUUCACCACGCUUCGUCAAAACACACCUGCCCCUUUCACUUCUACCCCCUACUUUGCUAGACAGAGCAAAAGUAAUUUAUGUCGCCCGGGACCCUAGAGAUGUUGCAGUUUCCUUCUACCAUCUCAACAAGUCCAUGAGAACCCAAGGAUAUAUUGGCGAUUUCAAAACAUACUGGCGAUUCUUCGUGAGUGAUUUACAUCAUUGGACUCCAUAUUUUGAACACCUAAAAGAAUCGUGGGAAAAGAGAAAUCAUCCGAACAUGCUGUUUCUGUUUUACGAGGAACUCUCUAAAGACCUGCCUGCAGCAGUUCGUCGAGUGAGCAAAUUCUUUGGCAAGCAAUUCACCGAGGAGCAGCUAACGCGUCUGUGUGAACACCUCAGCAUAGAGAGCUUCAAACAAAACAAGUCUGUGAACUACGAUGUGAUGAGCGAGCUUGGCAUUCUUCAAGCGGGAACGGAUACUUUUAUUAGGAAAGGAAAAGCGGGUGGUUGGCGAGACUAUUUCGACGAAGGUAUGACGUCUGAAGCAGAAAAGUGGAUCUCCGAUAACUUGCAAGAUACCGACAUGAGGUUCCCUCAUCUUCAACAAUGAAUCAAAAAUAUUCGUGUUUAAUUAUACUUAAUUUUAUAUGUUAAGGUCUUGGUCCGAAUAUCACGCUAACAUUUAUCUGAAACCGAAGUCCUUCGCACGUUUUAAUUCCGUUAAUUCGACUUCAUACGCAAAGUAGCAUGCGGUCUAUUUGGCCAAAGUGGAUUUUGGCUGUAUAUCAGAAACCAUUAAUCAAUAUAGUUCGUGCGCUCAAUUUUUCAGUACACCCAGACUUCAUUAGAAACUAUCUAACAGAAAAUAAUUAGGUAGUUAAUUAUUUCAACCGUUUAGUACUUCUUUCUUAAAUUUUUACAUUACAUUAAUAAAGAAAUGAAAAAUCUAAAUACUAAUCAUCAUAUUAGUACCAAAGCACGCUGCUUAUGUACAGAACGUGCCCAGAUUUUGAAGUAGCCGACGCCGCCUCAGCAUAAGCAGGCAGCCGCUUCUAAAGCGCGGAAACCAUUUGAGUUAAAUUGAACAGUGACAAAUUUUCAGUGACUAGCUGAAACCAGUCUCAACUUUACCUGUAUACUUCGGUCAUUUAUAUACUAGAUACAUACUAAAGCUUAUUUAUUUGUACAUAAAUCUCUGAACUUAAUUGAAAUGACCUAAAAUAACCGUGGUGUUUUCCAGAAGCAGAAUAUAGCAUUAUUAUAUUUAGUUUAAUGUAUAUUAAGUUUAGUUUAGAUAUUUAUGUACCACUCAUCUAGUAAAUUAUUGUACAACACAGCAUCUAUUGCUCAACGGUUCAGGGAGUAGUUAAGUCCGAAAGAUCACAGGUCAAAACCCAUCGCACUCUUUUAUAUAGAGUUGAGGGAAAUUUAGUCCUAAUUAGGUAUGCCUAGCAUUCGAAUUCAGAUAAAUUGUGCGCUAAUUUAAUGAAUUUUAUCCCCUUUCUUAGGUAAAUUAAAUUAAUAGCUUUAAUUAUAAUCCUUCAUAGAAUAGU